Branchiostoma floridae (Florida lancelet) is the source of this 441-nucleotide messenger RNA. RefSeq names its product angiopoietin-2-like. The record is from RefSeq and is a predicted model, not a curated record. The transcript is spliced from 3 exons. NCBI's taxonomy places the organism in Eukaryota, Metazoa, Chordata, Leptocardii, Amphioxiformes, Branchiostomatidae. The coding region runs from base 1 to 441 and encodes 146 amino acids.
AUGACAUCCACUCAGGAAACUCCGGUGCUGACUGACUCGUCGGAGAGAACGGAGUUUCCUAGCAACCCACGAACAGAGGGGGCCGUCCGCGCGUGCGGAGAGCCCCGUGACUGUGCAGAUCUCUAUGAGGAAGGCUCCACAACAAGCGGUGUGUACUGCAUCACCCUACAGAACAGCACACGUGUGGGGGUCUACUGUGACAUGGAUACUGACGGCGGAGGUUGGACAGUCAUCCAGCGUCGGAUUGACGGCACGGUUCCGUUUAACCGGCCCUGGGCGGACUACAAGCGCGGGUUCGGGAACAAGUCAGGCGAACACUGGCUGGGGAACGACAACAUCCACCUCCUGACCAACCAGAGGGCCUACAGGCUGCGGAUAGUAAUGUCGCCACCACAGGGAAAACAGCAAAGCUUCACGUGCACCCGUGGUUACUUCAAGUAA